Messenger RNA from Paramecium tetraurelia, 1153 nucleotides. RefSeq lists its product as uncharacterized. Lineage: Eukaryota; Ciliophora; Oligohymenophorea; Peniculida; Parameciidae. The transcript is spliced from 2 exons. The record is from RefSeq and is a predicted model, not a curated record.
AUGAAUUCAAUAAUUGAAAAUUAAAUGGAAGGAGCUAUGUCUUUUUUAUAUAAGAUAUUAAUCUAAAAUUCAGAAGUAUAAUUAUCAUAGAAUUACAACUAAAUAGACAACAAAUACUCUACAAUUAUAGUUUUCGAAAGAUAUAUUUCUGAUUCUCGAACUAUAUUUCUCUAUGCGUACAGUUCCAAUUCAUUAAUUAUUAUUAAACAACACCACUACAAAUUAGAAGAGGGAAAAGUUGAUUAAUAUAUCACCAGUGUUGAAAAAUUUUUGAAGGACGUUCUCGAAAUAAAUUAACAUUAAGCUUGUAUUUGUUAUGUAAAUUAUGCUUCGGUAAAGGAGCUUAAUAAUUUAAAAAUAAAAGAAGAGGCUUAAUAAUGGCUUUAAUAGACUUUUCCAAAAAGCUAGAUUAUAUUAGUAAUGGAAUAUCAAAAUAUACCUUAAAUUCCAAACACAUACCUUCAAAUUAAAAUCCCCAAAAACACUGGUGCAUUGCUGACAUUACUGAAAAUAUAGCGAGAUCUGAAAGAAGACUUGAAGGCCUACGAAGAAUUCAUGAUAAUAUAAAUAAAUCAAAUCAAUGAGACCCAUCAAAUGUUUAUGUCUAAAUUAGAAUAAUGUGAGAAGCAGGUUGUGAUCUUUAACUUUCUGGAUUUAAUUAAACCUAUCAUUCCAAGAGAGCCACCAGAAUAAAUCGAGUAUUUAGCACAAUUUCUAAUGAAUUUACCUCCUUCUACAUAGUUAGAUAUAGAUAAAAUGAUAGCAAUACUUAAAUUAUAUAAAUAGAAUCUUUUUUCUUAGAAUGCAAUAAUUUAAAAAAAGUUAAACAUUAAUGAAUACUUGCAUUUAACCCAAACUGAAUUAACUAUAUUCUAAGAUAUUAAAAAUUGCCAUUUUCCAAAAAAAGGAAAUCAUAGUUAAAAAUGCAAAGUUUGUCAAAAGAAAAGUAAGAAAAUCAAAAAAUCAAGCUUUGUUUGUGAAGCUUGUUAGAUAUAUUAUAAAAUAAACGUAGCACUAUGUGCAAUAAGAUGCUUUAGAUAGUUUCAUUUAAAUCCCGAAAAGUAUUUGCGCAGAAAAAAAAGAACAAUUAAAAUCAAAGUAGAAGAAUGAUUAAAUGUUUCUAUAUUAUAUAAUUGUUUUUAUAAUUCUUCCU